AUGGCAAUACUGGACAAGAGCAGAGGGGGAUACCGAGUGUUUGUGGGGGACCUCGGCAGCCGCGUGGGCAAGUAUGACCUUGAGCGGGAGUUCCAGUAUUUUGGCCCCAUCCUUGACGUGUGGGUAGCCAGGAAUCCCCCAGGAUUCGCAUUUCUAGUGUACAAGUAUGGUGACGAUGCAGAGAGAGCAGUGAGAAAACUUCACGGAAACAUGGUGUGUGGACGUCGUGUGCGUGUGGAACAUGCCAUUCCUUAUGAAGAGAAAAAAGCCAAUAGGUUUGAUCAGCAUUCAUCUAGACACAGAACAUAUCAAAGAUCUCACUCAAGGUCACGAUCUCCAAGGCAACGAAGAUCUCCAUCACCAAAAAGAAAAACUUCAAAGACACGUUCAACAUCGAAAGACAGGAGAUCUAGGUCAAGAUCAAGAAAACGAGACAGAUCAAGGUCAAGAAAAAGAGACGGAUCUGGGUCAAGGUCAAGAAAGCGAGACAGAUCUGGGUCUAGGUCAAGAAGAAGAGAUAGAUCUGGGUCAAGAUCAAGAAAAAGAGACAGAUCUAGGUCAAGAUCAAGAAAGAGAGGUAGAUCUAGGUCAAGGUCAAGACAAAAGGACAGAUCUAGCUCACGGUCAAGACAGAAGGACAGAUCAAGAUCAGCAAGCAAAGAUCGAAGAUCUAAUAGAAAAGGGAGGUCAAGGUCAAAAUCUAGGUCAAGAUCCAGCACGAAGGAGAAAAAUAAAGACCAGUCAACAGAAGAGACCUCAGAUUCCGCAGGAGAGAAGAAGUAUACCAAAGAUAAUAAAAGGUCAAAAUCCAAGUCUCCUGUAAAAGACAAGCCACAAGAAGAGAGCAUUACAGAGACUCAGCAAAAUGAUGGUGCCAAUGAGAGUGAGCAGAAUUUGAGAUCAAUUGAUGCUGAGAAUGGUCAUGAACCUGACACAAAGAGCACAAAUUCUGAGGAGGGUCAAGGAAUGGACAGAGGAGAGGGUGACACAAAGGAAACAGAGAGGAAUGGUGGAAAAUCAAAAAUAAAUGAAAAGAGAGAAGACAAUACUAAAGAGAAGCAUGGGAUGGACAAGUUUGAUAGAAUUAAAAAGGAAGACAGCCCCAGCUCUGAGAGUUCAUCUGAUGAAAAUUAGGAAAAUGUGGUUAACCAAUCAAAUGUCUCUAUGAAUUCAUCCAAUCAGUUAACUCAAUUUCUGAUGACAAAUGACCAAUCAGAUGUAUUUAUUUUUGUACAUGUAUUUGAUUAUUGAAUCACAUGGGUGUUACUGGUUUGGAUAUAAGACUUUCCUCUAAGAGUGUUAGUGAAUAGUGAGUUUAAGGUAGAUGACCUAUUAGUGAAUAGAGAGUUUAAGGUAGAUGCACCCUUUCUUCUUCUUCUUUGUUCUCUUCUUAUUCUUGAAUAAUAAAUACAUGCAUAUUUUCAGGAAGCUUAACUUUCAAGAUUAUUUUAUUCCUACUGUCUUAAUCAUCCAUAUUAUUUUCUGUUUUAUGAAAACAUCUGCAUUUUGAAAUGACUCUUUGAUUAUCAGGGUCACUGUGUGGUUGUGAGUGUAAGCAUCAAUAUAAGGUAUUAUAUUGCAGAAUUUUAUCUGACAUUAUUAACCUUAUACAGUGGGAAGAUUCAAAAAUACUGCUGAAAUCAAAACCUCAAUUUUUGUCCC
Molecule: messenger RNA, 1662 nt
Organism: Saccostrea echinata
Lineage: Eukaryota; Metazoa; Mollusca; Bivalvia; Ostreida; Ostreidae
Product: serine/arginine-rich splicing factor 7-like
Exons: 11
Coding region: 1-1134 (377 amino acids)
Biological process (GO): mRNA splicing, via spliceosome
Cellular component (GO): ASAP complex; cytoplasm; nucleoplasm
Molecular function (GO): RNA binding
Source: RefSeq, a predicted model, not a curated record